CCCUCCGUCGCCGACGCCGCGCAGCGCGCGGCGGAGCGCGAGGCCCCGCGCCGUCGGCGCGGCCCCGUCCAGGGGCACCGUCCGCUCGCGCGGCUCCAGCAGGUCGUCGCCCCCGAAGCGCGCGAGCGCCACGCGCGCGCAGACGUCCGCCGCGUCCUCCUCCGAGAAGGCGUCGAGCGCCGCGCUGACCUGCGCGACCGUCGCGUCCGCGCGUCGACGGCGCGGCGGUCGACGCGGGGGCGCGCGAGCGGCAGCGCCCACGCCUCGCCGCGUCGCGUCAGCGCCGCGCGCCGGAACGCGCGCACGACGCCGCCCGCGAGCGUCGGCUCCGGCGACGCGCACGGCCCGCCCAGCUCGACGAAGCCGUGCCCGAGCCGGGCCAGGUGCCGUCCCUCGACCGCGGUCACGCCCUCGAGGCGCCGGCGACCGGCCGCCGAGGAGACGGUCGCGUACACGACAAACUCCGGCAGGUCGGCGCGCGUCCGCGCGUGCGCCGCGGAGGCCGGGUGGACGUAGCAGAAGCCGCCGCCGCCGAGCGGCUCGUAGGCGCAGUCCCGGCGGUACGCGUCGAGCGACCGCGGGUCCCAGCGCUCGCCCCGCGACGCGGCGUCCCGCCGCGCCGCCUCGACGAC
Pelagomonas calceolata is the source of this 632-nucleotide messenger RNA. The record is from the annotation of a GenBank genome assembly. NCBI's taxonomy places the organism in Eukaryota, Pelagophyceae, Pelagomonadales, Pelagomonadaceae.